Messenger RNA from Talaromyces rugulosus, 789 nucleotides. RefSeq lists its product as uncharacterized. The transcript has a single exon. The coding region runs from base 1 to 789 and encodes 262 amino acids. Gene Ontology annotation, cellular component: mitochondrial inner membrane. Gene Ontology annotation, biological process: ubiquinone biosynthetic process. The record is from RefSeq and is a predicted model, not a curated record. Lineage: Eukaryota; Fungi; Ascomycota; Eurotiomycetes; Eurotiales; Trichocomaceae. Gene Ontology annotation, molecular function: 3-demethoxyubiquinol 3-hydroxylase activity.
AUGGCAGCGUUUUGUGCCAUUCGCAGCCAUGCCUCGAGAUCAUCCAAAGCCAUCCGAAGACUCGACUCGCCGCUUUUCCUCGACUUCCUAGCCCCAUCCGCCCUCCGCCCUGCUCGCCGCAACUUCUUUUCCAGGUCCAAGAAUGAGACCGACGAGAACAAUGCGUCCACGCAAGAAAAGCAAAAGCACAACAGCAAGUCAUCAAAACCGCGAUAUGUGCUCACGAAACAGCAACGAGAAUACCUCGACAGCGCGCUUCGCGUCAACCAAGCUGGCGAGCUAGCCGCGACGCUGAUCUAUGCGGCGCAGAAAUCACCAGUGGUGCGGUCACACCCCCAUCUACGACCAUUGAUGAAACACAUGUACGAUCAGGAAGCGGAGCACUUUGCAAACUUCAACCAUCUAGUGGCAAAGCACCAGAUUCGUCCGACGGCCAUGUACCCGGUCUGGGAAGUGGCAGCUACAUUUCUUGGUUGGUCGACGGCAGUCAUGGGGCGCGAGGCAGCAAUGGCGUGCACAGAAGCGGUCGAGACGGAGAUUGGCUCGCAUUAUAAUGAUCAGAUUAGUACAAUGCUUGGGUGGUUAAAGGAAGCCGAGCAGCGCGGCGAGGAAGUCGAUGAUGAGCUCAAGGACCUGCUAGCAUUACUCAGGAAGACGCGUGACGAAGAGCUUGAGCAUCUAGAUCAUGCCGUCGAGAACAACGCAAAGGAGGCGAAGCCUUAUGAUCCUUUGGUGAACAUAAUUCGCUCUGGGUGCCGGGCGGCCAUCAACAUAACUGAACGGGUUUGA